Molecule: messenger RNA, 7374 nt
Organism: Loxodonta africana (African savanna elephant)
Lineage: Eukaryota; Metazoa; Chordata; Mammalia; Proboscidea; Elephantidae
Gene: PAX5
Product: paired box 5
Exons: 11
Coding region: 328-1560 (410 amino acids)
Biological process (GO): regulation of transcription by RNA polymerase II; anatomical structure development
Molecular function (GO): RNA polymerase II cis-regulatory region sequence-specific DNA binding; DNA-binding transcription factor activity, RNA polymerase II-specific
Source: RefSeq, a predicted model, not a curated record
GGCCGGCGGUGCAGGGAAGCGCGCGCUGGGGGCGCGGCGCGUCUGGGGACAUCUUGUGAUGUUGGCGAGAACAGGACAUGAUCUCACAUGGCGAGAAGCUCUUUAGUUCCUUAAUCAUUUCACGGUGCCUUCGGACGCUUUUUUUCCACCUAAAACGUUUAGUUUCAGCUCAGUGAUCAGCUACCCCAGCUCGGCGGGGGAGCGGAAGGCUUGAAUUAUUCCGACCUGUAAGCGGCCCCUGGCACCAAAAAAAAAAAAAAAAAAAAAAGGCACGAAAAAGUGGAAACUUUUUUCCCUGUCCAUUCCACCAAGUUCUGAAAAAUCAAAAUGGAUUUAGAGAAAAAUUACCCGACUCCUCGGACCAGCAGGACAGGACAUGGAGGAGUGAAUCAGCUUGGGGGGGUUUUUGUGAAUGGACGGCCACUCCCGGAUGUAGUCCGCCAAAGGAUAGUGGAACUUGCUCACCAAGGAGUCAGGCCCUGUGACAUCUCCAGGCAGCUUCGGGUCAGCCAUGGUUGUGUCAGCAAAAUUCUUGGCAGGUAUUACGAGACGGGGAGCAUCAAGCCUGGGGUAAUUGGAGGAUCCAAACCAAAGGUUGCUACGCCCAAAGUGGUGGAAAAAAUCGCUGAAUAUAAACGCCAAAACCCCACCAUGUUUGCCUGGGAGAUCAGGGACCGGCUGCUGGCAGAGCGGGUGUGUGACAAUGACACAGUGCCCAGCGUCAGCUCCAUCAACAGGAUCAUUCGGACAAAAGUACAGCAGCCUCCCAACCAGCCAGUUCCCGCUUCCAGUCACAGCAUAGUGUCCACGGGCUCCGUGACGCAGGUGUCGUCGGUGAGCACGGACUCGGCCGGCUCCUCAUACUCCAUCAGCGGCAUCCUGGGCAUCUCGUCCCCCAGCGCCGACACCAACAAGCGCAAGAGAGACGAAGGUAUUCAGGAGUCUCCGGUCCCUAAUGGCCACUCACUCCCGGGCAGAGAUUUCCUUCGGAAGCAGAUGCGGGGAGACCUGUUUACACAGCAGCAGCUGGAGGUGCUGGACCGUGUGUUUGAGAGGCAGCACUACUCGGACAUCUUCACCACCACGGAGCCCAUCAAGCCUGAGCAGUGGUGCCCCGUGCUGAUGAGACAAUACUUGGUGCAGCCCCAGGCAGUCCUUUUCCAGACCACUGAAUAUUCAGCCAUGGCCUCGCUGGCUGGAGGGCUGGACGACAUGAAGGCCAACCUGACCAGCCCCACCCCCGCCGACAUUGGGAGCACUGUGCCGGGGCCGCAGUCCUACCCCAUCGUGACAGGCCGAGACUUGGCGAGCACGACCCUCCCCGGGUACCCUCCGCAUGUUCCCCCCGCCGGACAGGGCAGCUACUCAGCGCCGACGCUGACAGGGAUGGUGCCUGGGAGUGAGUUUUCCGGGAGCCCCUACAGCCACCCUCAGUAUUCUACGUACAAUGACUCCUGGAGGUUCCCCAACCCGGGGCUGCUUGGCUCCCCGUAUUAUUACAGCGCCGCUGCCCGAGGAGCCGCCCCACCUGCUGCCGCCACUGCCUAUGACCGUCACUGACCCUAGGAGACAGGCAGGCGCCAAGCACUUAUGACACAUAUCAUUGAGGGCAAUAGCCUCCCAGCCCCCACCGAAGACAGCCAGAGGGGCCCCACAAGACCGUCUCCAGCCACCCCUACUUGCCUGAAACUCCCUCACUCCUUUUUCCUGCCAGAGACUCUGGGGUCCUCUGGUAGGGCUACUGGGCUUCUGGACGUUUGUCCAUAUCCGAAACAAUCGAUGAGAUUCUCCUAACAGUGACUGGGUCUCCGCAAACCAGCAGGCAGCUCCACAGACAACUGCAGCCCAGUGCAGUCUGCCAGCCCCAGCUGCCUGCCCACCACUGUCCUGCCCACCCCAGCCCUGGGAAGGCGAGCUUGCUUUUGUUGCUUCAACAGCACCCCUGUAAAUACCUUCCUGCUUUUCUUUGGGCCUGAAGGUCUGACUGAGCAGACUGCCUCCCCCAUUAUGCAUCCCGUGCUCAUGAUGCAUCACAGAACGUCUGAAACUUGUGCACAGAGUGUCCCCUGUACCCUGGGUGCCCCCAUCAGGUGGGCUCAGAGCAUCCUUGAGACUAAAAUGGAGACCUUGGGGCCUCAGCCUCUUGCUCAUCUCUACUUUUCUUGUGUCUUGACUGGGAGUCACAUGGGCUGGCUGUGCUCCUAGCUCCCCCUGGGCUCCCUCCCUAGGAGAAACACACCUUGUGGAGACGUCUGGCUUCCUGCCUCUGCUUCCCUGGGCCCAGCGCAGUGCCAACAUCUUUUCCAGAUAAAAGGACUCAAAGAGAAUUGUCUAAAGCAUUUCUCAGCCACUGUUCUAAAGUAAGGAUGUCGUCCAAGGUGUUUAUUGCAUUUCAGACUCCGAAUGUCGGGGCUCGAUGGAAUAUAGGAGUCUCCGGGCCAAGCCAAGGAGCACCUUUAGGUUCUCCUGACCCCUCAGCCACUGGAACGGCUGAACUGAACUAGGACGUGUUUUCUGAGGCAUGCCCAGGCUCACACCGCUUUGGAUGGACACUCUCCAUGGACAAUAAAAUUUUUACUGAAAUACACCUUCUGGGACCCCAGUGAGUGGAUCCUGGACAAGCUUGUCCCAGCCAUGUAGACAAUGUUGGACUAAAAGGACUUUUCCUGUGCCGAGGACUAUAAGCACCCUGCAGCAGUGAGCCUGGACUUCCCGAGCACCACUUCAGGGAAGCCACUUCCCAGCCUCAUGGAGCUUAGCAUGCAGCUGGGAGCAGAGGAGGUGGGGAGGGGGGUGCAGAUGCCAAUCUCGACGCAUGUGUGCCCACCUGUUGGUAUAAGGGGCCAUGAUGGUCAGGGCCACAGCCAAAGGCCACAGCCAAGGGCCACAGGAGCUCAGAGAGGGAGCUCAGAGAACUCAGUGUGGCUGGAGUGGUCAGAAAAAGCCACAAGAGAGGCUUUGGGGAAGAGAAGAAGGUCUCCUGGGAGAGGGGCAGGGUGAGCAGUGUACCUGAGGAACUGCUGUGUGAGCCAAGCGUGGUUUUGAUGUCGCAGUGCCAGCCAGGGCCACUGUCUCCUUGUCUGGGGCCUCAAUUCUUUGCAAGGCUUUCUUGCCAACUCAGAGCAGGCCCUGUCCAAACCUGAGAAAUGUCUGAAUUAUAGCAAUGACAGUGGACUUUGUAGUUUCGUGUGACAGUGCCCCCAAUGUCUUCAUGUCACCAGGUUGGCAGAGAGCUGGGGCAGAGAACCUGGAUUUGGGGUUCUUAGGCCUGAGAGGUCUUGUCUUGGCUGCACCUCUACCUUGCUGUGGGACCUCAGACAAGUCUCCGUACCUCUCUGUGCCUCGGCUGCCCUGGUACAGGAAGGUCACCUGACAGCUCACCCCUCCCUCCCUUCCUCUCUCCCAGGAGCUGAGGCUGUGACAGAGCCUAGGGACAGGCCACCACUUGUGAGCAUAUGGGGGUGGGCACCUGGGUCAGACCAUUACUUGGACCAAGUGAGAAACAAAAACAACUAAAGGAGUGGGGUCUAGCUCCCCUCAGGGGAAAAUGAGGCCUGCCUGGGGAAGCCUGGGGCCAUGUAGUAAGACCUGUGCCCACCACGAAGUCCUUUGUCCCCCAACACCGCUACAGAUUGGUGGGGCAGAAGAGAAAAGCGAGGUUCAGCAAGGUGGAGUUCCCAAGCCAUGACCAGCAGAGGUGGGGCUGAGACCCCAGGGCCCUGGCCCCCAGCAUGUGGUGAUCCCUGCCACCCCCAUCUAUCCACCUCCCAUCUCUGGGGUGGGAGGUUGACAGUGAGGGCAGCAAGAGAUGGUUCUGGGUUCUCUGUCCCAGACCGGGCCUCCUGGAGCUGUUAGAAUUGCUGAGGAAGCACAGUCACCCAGGCCGGACGUGGAGCCCAGUGAGCAAUCAGCUACACUCUCACCUUUUGGGGGCUUGCUGGGCAAUGAAGGGAGGUAGCUGGGGCCAGAGCCCACCUCCAGGAGCUGUGAUGAACUGCUUCAGCUUCCACCUGCCAGGUAGCCACCAAGCAAGGUAGGAGAAGGUAUGUCUUCUGGCCCUUCUCUUCCUCCCUCCUUCUCUUCUGCAGGAAGUGGUGGGGCUGGGGGUGUGUAGCACAGUCUUUUUGGUCCCCGCUCCUCUUCCCACCCUUCUUCCAGGAUGAUCUUUCCCACGUCUUUGGGUCCUGGCUCCACUUGGUGGCUUCAGGCUGGGAGAGGAGGUCAGACUUCCCUGAGCCAGCUGCCUAAGAUGUACCUUUCCUUCCUCGCAAAGCCCAUGUGGCCCCACAGCAGCCCCUCCACCCACCCCAUUCCUCUUCUUGCCCCCAUAAUAAGCUCCCCGCAAACCUUUCCUCUCUCACCUGAGGUUUUGCUGGUCCUCAGAUUGAAUUUGUAUUUAUUGGAGAAGCACUCAGUCCUGGGCUGCCAGGCAGAAGCACAAGAGCACACGGAUGCACACACGUGUUAUACACACACACACCUGUUCUCACCAAUUCAGAGUUCCCAUGCCACCCGGUAGAGCUGGCUGGGAGCUGGUGAGGAGGGGUCCAAAGGACACAAGCCGUUAAGUAGCUGCCAGAGAAUUCUGAAGGGAAUACACAGUCCAGGGCUUUCACCAGCAUCAUGGCAGGAGGUCCGGGGGAUUCCUCCAUCGGCCUUCAGCUCCGUGUCCCAGCUCUGACUUUUUGAAAAGGACAUUGUGAAUUUUACGAAAUUUUUUCAUAUCAUUAGCCUAGCUCCAACCUAGAAAAAAUUGAUAACAUAUCAAACCCAACAUUCCUUUCCCCAGGAGCCUUAGUUAGGGUCAGCCUUUUAAUAACUGAUGUUUGUAUGGUGCUUUACAAUCCUCGACUAUCCUGUGGAGCAAAGAUCAUGUUCCCAUUUUACAGAUGGGGAAAUUGAGGUUCAGGGCUCACACAGCAAGACAGAGGUGAAAUGAAUUCUCAGACCUCCAGACCCCAUUUUCUCUCCACAGAAUCAGGCUUCUGUCAUGGGAGUGUAUGGCUUAGUGACUUCCCCAGUCCCCUAGAUACCUCCCAGACCCAUACUGAGGAAAAAAAGAACAGGGAGCCAGAGGCUGGCCUGAAGGAGAGGCCUGAGGCUUGGUGGCUUUACUGGUCCAACCGGAUCCCUGUUAACAUGAAACUUGCUGAGUCUUAGUGCAAAUUCACACCAAUCCUGCCCCUCUAGAUUCAUUCCCUGUUGUGCCCUGAGGCUCAGAGGGGAUCUGAGGCUUGUCCAAGGCCACACCUCAAUUGUGAGGGGCCUGAACGCAGCCCCAGUUCUGACUCUCUGGGCCCAGAGCUCCCAUGUUCUUCCUGCUGUGAGAAGCAGGCGUGCCUAGGCCAGGGCAUGAGGGGCCCACAGACCUGGGAAACACAGAUCCCAAUCUCUAGGGCCCUGACUCUUCACAGGCCAGGCAGGUGGCAUCACCUUUUGACUGGGCCUGAAAGUGGUUGCCCCACUGAAUGGCACUCAAACAUGAAAACGUUUUAAAUGCUCUGCCAAAAUAUGACAGACUUAACUGGCCACCAACUUACACCCCUGAUCUUGCCCUGACAUCCCCUGUCUUCUCCUCCUGCCCUUCCUAUGGUGCUGGAGGAGAGGGAGCCAGAGGGGGAGAGAUGUGCCUCAGAUUGACCAGCAAGUCAGUGGCAGAACUGGGCAAACCCAGUUCCCUGCCACCUCCCAUCCCCCAUUUUGGGCUCCGCAGAUGGUCUAGGCUUUCAAGGUGGGGUGGGAUACAGCAUCAGAUGUGGUGAAGCAGGAGGAGCCAUUGGCUUUUACGGGGAGGGAAAUGCUGGGGGCCUUUUCACGUGUACAGGCAAGAGCCCCAUAUGUGGCCUACAGGGCACUGAGGGGUGAAAUCCCUUUAUGAGAAUUCACACCCCAGUGCCACUGCCCUGCCUUUGGCAGCCUGUGGUUCCAGCCCCACUCCUCUCUCUGGAUGACAUUUCAGCUAGAAUUUGGCAUCGAACUAUAGGGAGCAAAUCUUAAAAACAAAGCAAGGUCUCCCGACAAGAUGUGUCUGAGAUACAGCUGGCCAGAAGGGUAGAGAAAAGUCCAGGCCCCUGGAGAGACCAGGCCCAGACUGGUGUGGAUGGGUCCCAGCUCCACAGUCAUCCACGUCCAGCCCUCCACAGAGGUCGGCCCUGUGACCCUGGCCCUGUCACCCACCUAGGAGCCUGGCUCUGAUGGCUUCCAGGCAUGCACACCAGCUCUCCUGGGAAUAUAUUCCUCUAGCUCCUUUGGCCUCAGAAAGGUCCAAGGAAAGUGCAUUUUUUAAAAGGUAGCAAAAUACAUUAUUGGAAAGUUGGACAGUUCAGGCCACGACUCCUAGCCCACAGUCUGCCCCACCUCCUGGCAGCCCCUUGUCCCCUGUUGUCCCCGGAUCUCAGGAUUCCCUCUUGCAUAUUCAUACAGGAACCACAGUGUUGAUCCACACGUCCCCACUGUCAGCUCCCCGCUGCACCUCCAGAGUGGUGGCCGGGUCCCAGGGGGCCUGCUGCAGAGGACUGCAGUGAGCCCCUUGCCUGCCCGUUCUCCUAACAGCCUGCAAUGUUUCCAAGACGGCCACAUGCUGGGAGCAGACAGACCCCAGGUUUUCAUUCACUGGUAAUUCCUCAGCACUCAGGCCCUGCUCCCGAAUGCCCCAGGAUCAUACAGGACAUCAGAGCACGUCACUGCCAUUCUAGAGUUUCAGUCCACGUAUUCCCAGGGGCCUGGAGUUGUGGGUAAACAUAACCACCGUUCAGUAAGUCUAGAUAUUCUUUUUUCCACACCUUCAACCCCUGAGCAGCACAAGGAGAAAAUGCAGCUGUUUAUUUAUUGUGGGGAUCUUAAUGAAUUCUCAAAUGGAGUUUGGGCAGGAGAGACAGGGCAGGAAUCCCACCACUCAGCUCGGAGCAGCCUGAGCAUGGGGUUCAGGAAGGGAAGUGUGGGAAACAGCAGAGGAAGGGAUGACUUGGGAGUUACGUGUUCCCUUCCAGGCUGCAGCCUCACCCACACCUAUCCGGACCCAACCAAGAGAGGGUGGCAGGGUACCGAGCCUGUGGCUAUGGCCAUGUGCCAUCCUUGUCCCCAGAACCUCUAUCCAUGUGGCUAUGCCCCUCAUCUUCUCCAAAAGCAUCCUUAACAACAAGUGAUGUUGGAUGAUAGAUUUUUGAUUUCCAAACCGUGCAUUUCCUUUGGAGUGGAACAGAAAGGAAACUGUUUAAUGGCUCCCUUAUUUUCAAGCAUGAAUACGUUUUAAUGAAACUAUUUUAUUGUAUUUGAGGAAAUGGAGUGUUGAACAUUCCAGCCAAUCAAUAGCCAAUUAAUUGCUAUAAAUCUUAAAAAAAAAAAAUCCCAAGUCUAUUUUAAAUGCCCUGCAAA